Cydia pomonella (codling moth) is the source of this 4376-nucleotide messenger RNA. Its product is annotated as fibrillin-1-like. The record is from RefSeq and is a predicted model, not a curated record. The transcript is spliced from 25 exons. Bases 133 to 4017 code for a protein of 1294 amino acids. Gene Ontology annotation, molecular function: calcium ion binding. NCBI's taxonomy places the organism in Eukaryota, Metazoa, Arthropoda, Insecta, Lepidoptera, Tortricidae.
CCCGAGCCAUUCCACGAAAGACUCUGCCGAAGACGCGCGUAAACAUACCUACUCAUGCGUGUAAAAUAAUUUGCAGAUUUGGAGAAAAUAUGUGCUACGAGUAAUUUGAAUCUGUGAUAUAGUGUUUAAAAUAUGAAGUUGGUAGUGCUAUUUGUGUUUUGCGUGAGUUGUCUCGUGGGCGCGCAAGAUGAAUUCGCAGACGGUGAUGACGUGACAGAAACAUGCUGUACACACGGAGCGGACUCGGCGCUGCCCCUGUCGUCAGCCCGAGAAUGUGGAACCAUAGGGCUCCCGGACUACAUAGAGCCGGAGCAGGAGGCCGCGUGCAGGGCUAGCGUGGCGAGCUGCUGCCAGGAUCACUUUAAGCAAAAGGAUGAUUGCGCUGCUGGCGCAAAGUAUGCCGAUAGCAAACGAUGUAGUGUACCAAGCACAGACAUCGGAAAGACAUGCUGCGAAGAGUGCAAAUUCGGUGCGCUAACAGGAGAGUCCCAGGGGAUAGAGGCCUGCGGGAGCUCUCCUACAGCAGACGUCUCCCCUGCAUCAUACCUGAGGAAAACCUCUUAUUAUAAAUGCUGUGUUGAAGCGGCAACAAAGCCGACAACAACCGAAGCUCCGCCAACGACAAGCACAGAAGCAGUACGGCAUUGCGAGCCUGCGUCCUGCCGAGCAGACCAGGAGUGCGACGACAGUGAGGGCGUUAUCCGAUGCCUGUGCCGCAGUGGCUUUAGGAAACAAAAGGAUGGCUCUUGCAAAGAUAUCAACGAAUGCGCCGAAUCUGCAGACAACCUCUGCACGCAAGAGGACCACGUGUGCCACAACACCCCGGGCUCCUACAAAUGCGUGCCGCUGAAGAAGCGAGAAGUGGCCGGUUGCCCACCGGGGUUCAAAAAGAAUGUCAUCAACCAAGUGUGCGAUGAUAUAAACGAAUGCCAACUCCCGCGCCCUCCCUGUCCGAAGUACCUCUGCGAGAACACCAUUGGGGGCUUCAAGUGCAACGGCAAACCUGGGACCCCGGCCGUUGAGGGUGCUACCGAGGCCGCGCCCGCAGAGCUCCCUGCGCGGAACGACAUAUGCCCUAAGGGGUUCAGGGCUGGUGCCAAUGAUGAGUGUGUUGACAUUGACGAAUGUGAUGAGCACCUCGACGACUGCCAGCGGUUGUCGCAGCACUGCAUCAACACCCACGGCGCUUUCUUCUGUCAGGAUCACGUCUCCAAGCGAUGUGCUCCUGGCUUCAAGGUCAACAGUGCUACUGGUAUCUGCGAAGAUAUAAACGAGUGCGAAGAAGGUUCGGAGGUUUGCAAGAGAAAUCAAGUUUGCGUUAACCUCCCAGGGGCUUAUGACUGCAAGUCCAAAAUUAGCACGUUACCAAAGUUGGCUUCAAAAACUUGCCAAGAGGGAACCAGGAUGCGUGUUGGAAGCAACAAAUGCGAUGACAUCGAUGAAUGCAGAGAGGGCACUCAUCUUUGCGACCAGUUCCAGAACUGCAUUAACACGUUCGGCGGACACGAGUGCCGCUGUAAGAACGGUUUUGAGCUGGACUCUACGUCAGGAUCCUGUGAAGAUGUGGACGAAUGCGCCAUGAAGCUGGACAACUGUGGUCCUGGACUCCAUUGUCUUAACGUGCUGGGAUCAUUCACUUGCACGCGACGAGCUCCCACUUCUUCUACCACAACCACCCCCGCACCCACUUCAAACGACUAUGAGUACUAUUAUACUGACAGUGAUGAAGAACCGACCAACGACACACGAAAUCCAGGACCACCAGGACCCGGGUCAGGAGGUGCCAGCAAACCUUCUCCUAAACCUAAUCCUCCUCCGCCUCCUCCAAAAGCUACUACCACUUCUACCACUACAACAAGCACCACCACUACUACAACUCCUAAGCCUACUCCUACUCUUAAACCUACUACUACGCCAAGACCACCGCCACCUAGACCGUACCGACCACCCCCUACCCAAUACGAUCCUUUCGGCAGACCGAAUACUAGACCAUACACCAACAGACCCAGACCCAAUCCAACAAACCCUACUCCACCAGAAACUACCACACCUAACCGAGAAGGCUCUAGAAGACCUGAGAAUAGACUUCCUAACAGUAAUGUUCGUCCUCCGACGACACCAGAGGUGGUUGAAAAAGAGAAGAAUCCGGAUGGAGGAGUGGAGUUGGAUACAUCGGAGAUCCCUAAAGACAAGUGGACGAACGUCAUUGGGAAGGAUAAGGAUAAUGGACCGGACGAUUUUGAUCCGAAUGAGCUGCAUUGUUUGAACGGGUAUGAGAAGAAUGCAGCGGGUGAUUGCGUUGAUAUCGACGAAUGCGCAGGCCGCCACAUAUGCAGCGCACUAGAAACCUGCAAGAACGAGCCUGGACGGUACCGCUGCGAGUGUAUAACGGGCUUCAGAAGAGACCCGUCGGGGUACUGUGCAGUGGCACCCACCAUCCCCACCACGUCCUCCACUACUACUUCAACUACUACGACAACUACGACUACAACAGAGGCCCCUCGGCGCUACAUUCCACCACAAUCCCGACCGCAACCCCGACCGCAACCAUCACCACAACCACGGCCACAACUACGACCGCAACCGCAACGGCCGCCACAGACACCGCACUUCUGCGAAAUGGGGUACAUCUACGACUCCAGGCAGGGACAGUGUGUCGAUAUCGAUGAGUGCGCUACGAAUCGUCACACUUGCGUGGCGAAUGAGCGCUGCGUCAACGUUGAUGGCGGCUUCCAGUGCGAAAAGGCACCUAUAUAUGUUCCACCAACACAAAACCCGCCCAGACCCCGUCCCAAUUCCCGGGAUCCUCACGUGAUCACAGUAGGCGCCCAGUAUGGCACUCGCGGACCUCGCUACCGUCGUCCAACGUAUUCACGCGUGCGCGAGGUCGACGCGGUGAUGACGUCGUGUCAGAAGGGCUACCGGCUUACCUCAGACAAGAUGUGUUUAGACAUCGAUGAAUGCGCCGUGAAUCAGUCAGAAUGCGGUCCUCAACAGCGCUGCGAAAACUUCUUUGGCGGACAUUCUUGCCAGUGCCCUGCAGGACACCAGCUGGUCGGCGCUAAAGAUUGCGAGGACAUCGACGAGUGUCAAUACGGAAACCCUUGUUCGUACUCUUCGAAAUGCGUCAACACCGUCGGUUCCUUCCGCUGCGAGUGCAAUGAAGGCUUCAGAAAUGCACGCUCCAAUGACAAAGUAUGCAUGGACGUAGACGAGUGCACGGAGACUCCGGGCAUCUGCCAGCAGGGCUGUGCUAAUGCGUGGGGCUCCUACCGCUGCUACUGCCACCAGGGAUACAGGAUGCAGGAGGAUGGCAAGACUUGUGUAGACGUGGACGAGUGUGCAGAAUUCGCCGCGUCCGCCUCAAGUCGUAACCGCGCGCGUCUGUGCGGCGGCGAGUGCGUCAAUGAACCUGGCAGCUAUCGCUGUUCAUGCCCCAAAGGCUAUCGGCUAUCAGAAGAUCAGCAUAGUUGUAUCGAUAUUGACGAGUGCGAGACUGGCGAAGCUUCGUGUGCUCGGUCUUCGGAUCCUAGUCAAGUGUGCCAAAACACGCGCGGAAGCUACCAUUGCCACACCAUCAGCUGUCCAGCAGGAUACCAGCUGGAAGCUAAGCAUCGGUGCACGCGCAUCCAGCGGACUUGCGCGAUGUCAGAUUGGGACUGCGUGCAUCAGCCGAGCAGUUACAGCUACAACUUCAUCACGUUUGUCGCCAAUAUUUACUUACCACUCGGCCGGGUCGACCUGUUUACAAUGCAUGGGCCAGCGUGGGCAGACUCCUUCAUGAGUUUCGAGAUGAGGCUCGUAGACGUGCAGGCGGCGCCGGGAGUCACGCCGGCUAGUCUGGCCUGUUUCGACACGCGGCCCACCGGCAACAUGUGCGUCGUGUCUCUGCUGUGCGCGCUGGAAGGGCCGCAGGUGGCCGAGCUGGAGCUGACGAUGUCGCUGUACCAGCGCCGGCAGUUCGCGGGCAGCGCCGUGGCGAGGCUCGUCGUCAUCGUGUCGCAGUACGAGUACUAAUAUCUCCAGCAGCAGCAGGCAGGCUGCUAAAUUUAGCAACUUUUGGAACUUCAAAUUUGCUAAAUUGAGUUUUUAUCAACUUUUGUAACUUAAUUGCCAAAUAGCAAUUUUUUCCAUACAUUUGUGCAUCAAGAGGGUUGAACAAACUGGACAAAGGUAGCUCAACAGUGAUUGUGAUGCAACUCACACUGGUGUUUUCGAGAACCUACUUAAAGAAGAAGUUGCCAUGAAAUCUUAAUUUAAGUGGGCUCCCUAAAUUAGCUGUUCUUAAGGUUUAGAUAUUAUGGAUUGUAUGUUUUAUUUUAUUUAUUUUUACAGUUGACUGUUACAUUUUUGUAAAUAAAAUAAUUCUACCUAUA